Messenger RNA from Ceratotherium simum simum (southern white rhinoceros), 3132 nucleotides. It is a transcript of the gene GNAL, whose product is annotated as G protein subunit alpha L. Gene Ontology annotation, biological process: adenylate cyclase-activating dopamine receptor signaling pathway; sensory perception of chemical stimulus. Gene Ontology annotation, molecular function: GTP binding; G protein-coupled receptor binding; GTPase activity. The record is from RefSeq and is a predicted model, not a curated record. Lineage: Eukaryota; Metazoa; Chordata; Mammalia; Perissodactyla; Rhinocerotidae. Gene Ontology annotation, cellular component: heterotrimeric G-protein complex; cytoplasm.
GGCGGGAUUUACGGUAAGGGGGGCUGGGCUCGCGGAGGCCCGUCGGCGCGGCCGGCUCUCCGCGUUAUCAGGUGAUCUCCAGCCGAGGCGGCCGCCACCCCUGCACCUAGCUGAAAAUGCAAAAUGGCCCUCGGGGGCAGUGAGGAGCUGUGGCCCUCGGCCUGGGCCCGCCGCACCCCCGCCCCGAAGCCUGCAGGCGGCAGCGCCGCGCCGGAGCCGGGUGCAGCCCCCUCCUGCCCCUCCGCCGGUGCCCGGGCUUGAGCCCGGCUCUCAGCCGGUCCCGCGUCCCGCCGCGCCCCCUGCGCUCACAUGGGUCUGUGCUACAGUCUGCGGCCGCUGCUCUUCGGGGACCCGGGGGACGCCCCCUGCGCGGCCUCGGAACCGCCCGCGGAGGGCGCGCGGCCCGGCCCGGCCCCGGCCCCGGCUCCGGAUGCCCGGACCCUCCUCCCUCGGGGCUCCGGCGGGAGCCCGGCGUGCACGCGGCCCAAAGCCGACCCGAAUGAGAGGCGCCGUCCGGAGCAGCUGCGCGCCGAGGAGCGCGAGGCUGAGCGGGAGGCGAGGAAAGUCAGCAGGAGCAUCGACCGCAUGCUCCGGGAGCAGAAGCGCGACCUGCAGCAGACGCACCGGCUCCUGCUGCUGGGGGCUGGUGAAUCUGGGAAAAGCACUAUCGUCAAACAGAUGAGGAUCCUGCACGUCAAUGGAUUUAAUCCCGAGGAAAAGAAACAGAAAAUUCUGGACAUCCGGAAAAAUGUUAAAGAUGCUAUUGUGACAAUUGUUUCAGCAAUGAGUACUAUAAUACCUCCAGUUCCUCUGGCCAAUCCAGAAAACCAGUUUCGAUCAGACUAUAUCAAGAGUAUAGCCCCUAUCACUGACUUUGAAUAUUCCCAGGAAUUCUUUGAUCAUGUGAAGAAACUUUGGGAUGAUGAAGGUGUGAAGGCGUGCUUUGAGAGGUCAAACGAAUACCAGCUGAUCGACUGCGCACAAUACUUCCUGGAAAGAAUCGACAGCGUCAGCUUGGUGGACUACACACCCACAGACCAGGACCUUCUCAGAUGCAGAGUUCUGACGUCAGGGAUUUUUGAGACACGAUUCCAAGUGGACAAAGUAAACUUUCACAUGUUUGAUGUUGGUGGCCAGAGGGACGAGAGAAGAAAAUGGAUCCAGUGCUUUAAUGACGUCACUGCUAUCAUCUACGUGGCGGCCUGCAGUAGCUACAACAUGGUGAUUCGGGAAGACAACAACACCAACAGGCUGAGAGAGUCCCUGGACCUUUUUGAGAGCAUCUGGAACAACAGGUGGUUACGGACCAUCUCUAUCAUCUUGUUCUUGAAUAAACAGGAUAUGCUGGCAGAAAAAGUCUUGGCGGGGAAAUCAAAAAUUGAAGAUUAUUUCCCAGAGUAUGCAAAUUAUACUGUUCCUGAAGAUGCAACACCAGAUGCGGGAGAAGACCCCAAAGUUACAAGAGCCAAGUUCUUUAUCCGGGAUCUGUUCUUGAGGAUCAGCACGGCGACAGGGGAGGGCAAACAUUACUGCUACCCGCACUUCACCUGCGCCGUGGACACGGAGAACAUCCGCCGGGUGUUCAAUGACUGCCGUGACAUCAUCCAGAGGAUGCACCUCAAACAGUACGAACUCUUGUGAGGCGGCCCCGGGGCGGGUGGCAUGCCUUCUCGGGCCUUCUCCCCGCCCGCCUCUCCUCUCUCAGCAACCCCACCAGGCAGAGCAUUUAUUCCAGGACUGCCUGUCUGUCAGACCCCAGCCAUGGUAGAAAGUAGUGAGUUCCCAGUUGCAUCCAGCUGCCCUGUGUCCCGUUCUGUGUUGGCUCUGUGUGUGACCACCAAGCCUCUGGCUACCUCUGUUCCCCUCAGGUUUGGUUUGUAGCUUUUGUUUUCAUUGAACGCGGCCUUCCAUGGCCUCCCCACCUCCACCAACUUGUGUCACUGCAAACCAUCCGCUCUCCCUUGGGUGACACUGCAGUGAAAUCUCUCUGGGUGGGGACCUCUUUUAUUCAUCCAUUCAGUGAUUUAUUGAUUCAUCAAGAACUUGAUAGAUGGCGGAGAAUGCACUUUUUUCCGAGUGAUCAAGCAUGAUUGUAGAGGCUCCUGUAUGAUGCGGUGGGCCACACGCUUUCCGGGUCUCGCUUUAAGAAGCUGCAGGUGGACAAGUGGCCGCCCCGUCUGAUCUGCACUGACCUAAGCCUUAGAGUAGACUCCAGGCCACAGAGUGGAAAGAAAUCCUUUUUCAGUCAUAUUGAGAGUCGCUGCCAGCCUCAGGCAUCUGAAUUAGAGCUACUUUGAGCCUUUUACAUUUAGGCAGAAAACCUACCACAUUCACUACUGCAGAGUGUGUCCUGACUAAAAAUGAUUCUCUAGACGUUCACAAUGCUUCGGCAAUAGUCUCCUUCCAUAUGUUCUUUUUAUUGUUGGUUUAUUAUACUGUACAGACCACAAAAUGUAAUAUUAUUUUGUAUAAUUACUAAAGAAAAAUCCUUGUAGAUCUUUGUGCCUUGAUUAUGGCUAUACCUGUAAAAGAAAUGUGUUUUUAUUGUGCUGAACAGCUAAAUGUCAACAUUACCUGCCACUUACUCAGAAAAAGGGAAUGAAUGGUAUGUGUAGAAUUUAGGAUAUUUAGGUUGGUACUUUUUAAAAUACUCCUUGAUAAGAAAAUAAAUGUAUAUAAACUAUACACGUUAAUCACAUCUUACAAACAAUGCUCUACCAACAUCACAGGCUUCUUUCAGGGAACCAAGGAUGUUUUUUCUCUCCAGACAAUAAAUUUCUCAAUUACUUUGCUAUUUAAAUACUUUUACAAGUUCUCUGACUAGGGACUAGGUCAAUCAUUCCCUUAGUCUGAGCUUUGAACCACUUACUUGACCACAGGUUCUGCUGUAAACAAAUAGCAAGAAGAAGACACGAGCGCGUCAGCGUUUGUGUCUGACUUAGGAGAAUCAAAGCAGGCAGCUUCAUCAGUCUUCUGAAGAAGAAACAUUACAAAACCUUUAUUUGAAAAAUAAAGUCAAAAUAUAUGGCUGUUUCUCAAACUUAAAAGAUCUGCAAAUGCAGCCUCAAGAGUUCUGGUACAGUCCGAAAUCUAGAGCACAAGAAUCACUGUAGCAGUGACAUUCCAUGUUCU